GCAUCAUGUCUAUGAUGAAUAUGGCGAGUUUGGCGGAUUUCGAGCCGCUCGCGGCAGUUAUUCCCGCCACGAAAGUUGAGAUCACCGUGUCGUGCAGAAACCUCUUGGAUAGAGACACAUUCUCAAAAUCUGAUCCAAUUUGUGUGCUGUACACUCAGACGGUGGCCAACAGGGAGUGGCGAGAGUUUGGCAGAACAGAAGUCAUCGAUAACACACUGAAUCCAGACUUUGUGCACAAAUUCAUCCUCGACUACUUCUUUGAAGAGAGACAAAAUCUACGCUUUGACCUGUAUGACCUUGACUCCAAGAGUGAAAACCUGUCAAAACAUGACUUCCUGGGUCAGAUGUACUGUACUCUAGGAGAAGUGGUGGGCUCGCUGGGUAGCCGUAUGGAAAGACCACUCAUAGGCAUUCCUGGGAAGAACUGUGGGACCAUUAUUAUAAAAGCUGAAGAACUCGGAAAUUGCAGGGAGUCAGUAUUGAUGCAAUUUUGUGGCAACAAACUGGACAAGAAAGAUUUCUUUGGGAAGUCAGACCCUUUCCUGGUCUUUUACCGUAGCAAUCAAGAUGGAACAUUCACCAUCUGUCAUAAGACUGAGGUGGUGAAGAACACAUUGGAUCCGGUGUGGCAAGCGUUCAAGAUCCCAGUCAGAGCGCUGUGUAAUGGUGAUUAUGACAGAGCAAUAAAAAUCGAGGUGUAUGACUGGGACAGAGAUGGAGGUCAUGACUACAUCGGGGAGUUCAGCACGAGCUAUAGGGAGCUGUCUAAAGGCCACUCGCAUUUCACUGUGUGGGAGGUGCUGAACCCCAAGAAAAAGAAAAAGAAGAAGAAAUAUCUGAACUCUGGAACCGUCACUCUGCUGUCCUGUUUCAUUGAUGUGGAGGUCACGUUCCUGGACUACAUCAAAGGAGGCACACAAAUUAACUUCACGGUGGCGAUCGAUUUCACAGCAUCAAAUGGUAACCCCUCCCAGCCCACCUCUCUGCACUACAUGAGCCCGUAUCAUCUGAAUGCAUAUGCUCUGGCCCUCAGAGCUGUUGGUGAGAUUAUUCAGGACUAUGACAGUGAUAAACUCUUCCCUGCACUGGGCUUUGGUGCAAAACUGCCACCUGAUGGCCAUGUGUCUCAUGAAUUUCCCCUGAAUGGGAACCCUGAUAACCCAUACUGCAGUGGUAUAGAUGGAGUUCUAGGGGCGUAUUAUCAGAGCCUGAAGUCUGUGCGAUUGUAUGGACCAACAUACUUUUCACCUGUUAUCAACCAUGUAGCACGAUAUGCAUCAUUAGUAAAGGAUGGAUCAGAAUACUUCAUACUCCUUAUCAUCUCAGAUGGGGUCAUCUCUGACAUGGCUCAAACUAAAGAAUCCAUCGUAAACGCCUCUAGUCUUCCCAUGUCAAUUAUAAUCGUUGGAGUCGGGCCGGCCGAGUUUGACGAGAUGAUUGAACUGGAUGGAGAUGAGGUGAGGAUAUCAUCCAGAGGGCGAUUUGCAGAGAGAGACAUUGUACAGUUUGUUCCGUUCCGAGACUACAUCGAUCGAAGGGGGAAUCACAUUCUCAGCAUGGCCCGUCUGGCAAAGGACGUUCUUGCAGAGAUCCCAGACCAGUUCCUGCAGUACAUGCGGUGCAGGGGCAUCAAACCACAGCCUUCGUCCCGCUCCUCCACCUCUUCCAAACCUUCAUCGACACACACAAACCCGGUUCACUCCCUCCAAACCCAAAUCUGA
Molecule: messenger RNA, 1721 nt
Organism: Xyrauchen texanus (razorback sucker)
Lineage: Eukaryota; Metazoa; Chordata; Actinopteri; Cypriniformes; Catostomidae
Product: copine-8-like
Exons: 20
Coding region: 6-1721 (571 amino acids)
Biological process (GO): cellular response to calcium ion
Cellular component (GO): plasma membrane
Molecular function (GO): calcium-dependent phospholipid binding
Source: RefSeq, a predicted model, not a curated record